GCAUGCGCAGUGGGAAGUGAAAGUCUUAACGAACAAACAACAACAGCGGUGUGAGUGAAACUACUGUUGAUAACCUCGAUGUUUAUAGGUGUAGAAUUCCCCGAAAAAUACUGUUAAAGCGAAACGAAACACUAAAUAAAGCCGAAAGGAAGGAAGAGAAACCUUUGAGCUUCGGAAGGAACAGCUGACAGAGAGACGUCACGGACACUUUGCUUCCUGUUGUGAGUGUGGAUAUGAAAUGUUGACAAAAAUGUCGUUAAAACGGCAACCAUCGACAGGCUGAACCACCCGGACCCUGUGUGUCUACAGCCAGGAUGUCUCUGACUUCAGGCGGUUGGGCACCAGGUUUUACGCAGGACCAACAGACCCAGGGCCAGACCCCCGCCCUCCAGGGUCUCCAUGCCGGGGCCCAGCACCCUCAGCCCGGUUGCCACACCGUCCUCGCGUCGGUCCGGGUGUCGGUGUGUCACUCCGGGAUCCGGCCCCUGUGUCUCCCCGGGGCAGGAGACAUGUCUCUCCGCCUGCAGCUCAGCAUGGACCCGGGGAAGUCCGGGGAAUUCCGUCUGUCGCUCCAGCAGGAGAGCGGGGGGGUCGGCCGCAGCGUGACCGUCACAGAGUUUGAUCUGAGGAGCGUGAACUAUGAGGUGAAGUCACCAAAGUGUCACGAGCUGAGUCUGGCGGCGCCUCCUCACGACCGCAUCAGCUUCAACUUCCGCUGCGAGGUGGACGCGCAGGAGUGGGCCACGGUGGUGCUGUCAUCACUGAGGGAGACGCACAGAGUCGCCCCUCACCACUACAGUCCACCGCGCCCCCCCGAUGCGCUCCAAUUUGAAAAAACAACAGCCUUGCAACGAACAGCCCUCUAGUGGCUGUUUGGAGGUAUGGCAACAUCCUCUUCACACUGUGUUCACCUGUGUGGGGUUGUGUGUGCUUCGUUCUGCAUGCGUGUGUGUGUGUGUG
Notothenia coriiceps (black rockcod) is the source of this 960-nucleotide messenger RNA. RefSeq names its product ranBP-type and C3HC4-type zinc finger-containing protein 1-like. The coding region runs from base 315 to 866 and encodes 183 amino acids. The transcript is spliced from 4 exons. The record is from RefSeq and is a predicted model, not a curated record. Lineage: Eukaryota; Metazoa; Chordata; Actinopteri; Perciformes; Nototheniidae.